AAUAGAAAAGAAGAUUAUUUAACUUUGAAUAGUUCAAGAUGAAUGGAACAAUGACUUAUUGUCCCCCGAAUAUAAGUCUCGCUGACAUUUGGGUGGACCAUGGCAUGUCUAAAUGCUUCAUGGACACAGUUAGUACUGCUGUCAUUUCCUUGUACCUGCUAAUCUACGGAACCAUACAAUUGUGGAUAUAUAGAAAGUAUGGGACAGAUACACCUGUUUUACUACCUAGAAGCAAAUUGUACAUUGUACAACAGUUCUUCCUCUAUUUCGUCCCAGUACUGAGCAUAGUAAGAUUAAUUCUAGAUGGGACAAUUCUUGGUGAUGAAAGAAUAUAUGGUUACAUGAUACUCACAACAGUGCUAACGGUAAUUGUUUAUCCUUAUUCGGUAUACAUAUUGAGAGUAGAGAGACACAAAUUGCUUCCAAGUGUUCCACCACGUGGACAUGGGCUCAUUUUGUUGGGUUUCUGGACAUUGGCGUUUAUGGCGGACAAUCUUGCAUUCAUCAAUAUCGGCAAACUCGAGUGGUGGUUUCAUCUAAACACAGUAACAGACCAGAUUGAGAUGGCACUGUUCGUUCUACGUUACGUAAGCAACCUGGUCAUCUUCGCCCUGGGAUUGAAAGCUCCAGGGAUAACAUAUUACCCAGCUCCUGAAUAUCGCACGCUUCCCGAUGGUCCGGCUCGACGGUCGAGAUAUUAUCAAGGUAGGCCCGACGAUAAUAGCUCGACAUGGAAGAACGCGUGGUACAAGAUAAAGACUUUAGCACCGUUCUUAUGGCCGAAAAGCUUCGUGCUACAACUGCGAGUCAUCUUCUGUUUCGGAUUACUUAUAGGGGCUCGGUUGAUCAAUUUAUACGUUCCGAUUUACAAUAAGAGAAUCGUAGAUAGCGUAUCGGAAACACCUCUCGAAUUCAGAUGGGAUCUCGUGUUGAUUUACGUUACGUUCAAAUUUCUCCAAGGCGGCGGCUUUGGUGGGAUGGGAUUAAUUAACAAUCUCAGAACGUUCUUGUGGAUCCGUAUACAACAGUACACUACUCGAGAGAUCGAGCUAGAAUUAUUUAAACACUUGCAUAGCUUAAGUUUGCGUUGGCAUCUUGGAAGGAAAACCGGAGAAGUCUUAAGGGUGAUGGAUCGCGGUACAGAUUCCAUUAACAAUCUUCUUAAUUAUAUUCUCUUUUCGAUCGUUCCAACGAUCAUCGACAUAUUAAUAGCCGUCGUAUUCUUCGUCAGUGCUUUUAACAAAUGGUUCGGCUUAAUUGUUUUCGUAACUAUGAGCUUAUACAUAGUUGCUACUAUCUCGAUUACCGAGUGGCGUACAAAGUUCCAGCGACGAAUGAACUUGGCGGACAACGCUCAAAAGACGCAAAGCGUCGACAGUUUGCUGAACUUUGAAACGGUCAAAUAUUACGGAGCGGAAGCGUACGAAGUGAACAGCUACAAAAAAGCGAUAUUGAACUACCAAGUGGAGGAAUGGAAUGCGUCAAUAACAUUGAAUAUCUUGAAUACGUUGCAAAAUGUAAUCGUGUCUGGUGGUUUGUUGGCUGGAUCGUUAUACUGCCUGCACAUGGUUGUAACCAAGGAUGGUUUGACAAUCGGCGAUUACGUUCUCUUUGCCAGUUAUAUCAUUCAGCUUUACGGCCCCUUGAAUUGGUUCGGAACUUACUACCGCGCGAUACAAAAGAACUUCGUCGACAUGGAGAAUAUGUUCGAUCUUCUGAGAGAAGAACAAGAAGUGAUCGACGCUCCGGGAGCUGGUCCUUUGGUAGUGAAACGAGGCCAAGUAGAAUUCACUAACGUAUCGUUCAGUUACACUCCAGGGAAAGUGAUAUUGAAGAAUAUCAAUUUUGUCGCGGCAGCGGGAAAGACCGUGGCGUUAGUCGGGCCGUCCGGCGCUGGCAAGUCGACGAUCAUACGGUUGUUGUUCAGAUUCUACGACGUGGAACAGGGCGCGAUUCUGAUCGAUGAGCAGAACCUUAAGACCGUCACCCAAGACUCUUUGAGGCGAGCGAUAGGCGUCGUACCUCAAGACACAGUAUUGUUUAACAAUACCAUAAAAUAUAACAUUCAUUACGGUCGGAUCGAAGCCCAAGACGCGGACGUGAUAGACGCGGCCAAGAACGCAGAUAUCCACGAGAGGAUUCUAUCGUUUCCGAACGGUUACGAGACGCAAGUUGGCGAGAGGGGACUCCGUUUGAGCGGCGGUGAGAAGCAACGCGUUGCCAUCGCUCGUACUAUACUGAAAGAUCCAGCGAUCGUGCUCCUUGACGAAGCGACGAGCGCGUUGGACACGCAAACGGAACGCAAUAUCCAAGCUGCGUUGAGCAGAGUCUGCGCUAAUCGUACGACCAUCAUCGUAGCUCACAGAUUGUCCACUAUAAUACACGCAGACGAGAUUCUUGUAUUACGAGAGGGAGAAAUUGUGGAGAGAGGAAAACACGAGGAACUGAUAUCUCGCGAAGGAGUAUAUCAUUCUAUGUGGCAGGCGCAAUUGCAAAACAAUCAAGAGACUAAUCAACCAUCGGACAGUAUUGACGAUGGGAACGAAGCGACGAAACCUUAAUGUUACUAAUAUAAAUUUGAUUAACGAAAAGAGAACGUGUGUACCUGUGCUCGUGAAGAAAAGUUUGCCCGUGUAGAUCUCACGAUUACACGAGUAACGUGGAAACACCAGAACAGCUGUGGAAAAGAGUGUAACAGCUAUUCGUUACGUACCUAAAAUGUAUACUUAUUUAUGUUUAGAGUAUGACGGUAUUAUGUCGUUGCCAAUAAAAUAUAUUUUAGUGAUGA
This is a messenger RNA of Ceratina calcarata, 2788 nucleotides long. RefSeq names its product ABC transporter ATP-binding protein/permease Hmt-1 (gene Hmt-1). The transcript is spliced from 7 exons. Gene Ontology annotation, cellular component: vacuolar membrane. Lineage: Eukaryota; Metazoa; Arthropoda; Insecta; Hymenoptera; Apidae. Gene Ontology annotation, molecular function: ABC-type heme transporter activity; ATP binding; heme binding. Gene Ontology annotation, biological process: heme transport; transmembrane transport. Bases 39 to 2561 code for a protein of 840 amino acids. The record is from RefSeq and is a predicted model, not a curated record.